Galeopterus variegatus (Sunda flying lemur) is the source of this 1903-nucleotide messenger RNA. It is a transcript of the gene CCR1, whose product is annotated as chemokine (C-C motif) receptor 1. Gene Ontology annotation, cellular component: cytoplasm; membrane. Gene Ontology annotation, biological process: positive regulation of monocyte chemotaxis; immune response; inflammatory response. The record is from RefSeq and is a predicted model, not a curated record. The transcript has 3 exons. Bases 76 to 1143 code for a protein of 355 amino acids. Gene Ontology annotation, molecular function: chemokine (C-C motif) ligand 5 binding; chemokine (C-C motif) ligand 7 binding; C-C chemokine receptor activity. NCBI's taxonomy places the organism in Eukaryota, Metazoa, Chordata, Mammalia, Dermoptera, Cynocephalidae.
AUACUUAGAAACUCUAAAAGCCCCAGAAACAAAGACUUCGUGGACAAAAUCCCUUGGAACCAGAGUGAAGCCAGGAUGGAGAUCUCAGUCACCACAGAGGACUAUGACAUGACCACAGAAUACGAAUAUGGGGAUACAACCCCGUGUCAGAAGGUGGAUGUGAGGGCCUUCGGGGCCCAGCUGCUGCCCCCUCUGUACUCGCUGGUGUUUGUCAUUGGCGUGGUUGGCAAUGUCCUGGUGGUCCUGGUCCUCUUGCAGCACAAGAGGCUCAGAAGCAUGACCAGCAUCUACCUCCUCAACCUGGCCGUUUCUGACCUGCUCUUCCUCUUCACGCUGCCCUUCUGGAUUGACUACGAGUUGAAGAAUGACUGGAUUUUUGGUAAUGUCAUGUGUAAGCUCCUCUCUGGGCUUUACUACGUAGGCUUGUACAGCGAGAUCUUCUUCAUCAUCCUGCUGACGAUCGAUAGGUACCUGGCCAUCGUCCAUGCUGUGUUUGCCUUGCGGGCCCGGACAGUCACCUUUGGCUUUAUCACCAGCAUCAUCGUCUGGGCCCUGGCCAUCCUGGCUUCCAUCCCAGGCUUGUACUUUUCCAAGACUCAGCAGGAGUUCACUCGUGACACUUGCAGCCUUCAUUUUCCUCAUGAAAGCCUAAGAAAAUGGAAACAGUUUCAGGCUCUGAAAAUGAACUUCUUGGUCCUGGUCUUGCCUCUGUUGGUCAUGAUCGUUUGCUAUACAGGGAUUAUAAAGAUUCUGCUCAGACGACCGAAUGAGAAGAAGUCCAAAGCUGUCCGUCUGAUUUUUGUCAUCAUGCUCAUCUUCUUUCUCUUUUGGACGCCCUACAAUCUGACUGUGUUCAUUUCUGCUUUCCAAGACUCCCUGUUCACCAGUCACUGUGAGCAGAGCAAAGACCUGGACAUGGCCCUGCAAGUGACAGAGGUGAUCGCCCACACACACUGCUGCGUCAACCCGGUGAUCUAUGCCUUCGUCGGGGAGAGGUUCCGGAAGUACCUGCGCCAGUUGUUCCAGGGGCAUGAGGCUGUGCACCUGGCUAAACGGCUCCCCUUCCUCUCCACAGACAGGCUGGAGAGGACCAGCUCCAUGUCUCCCUCCACGGGGGAGCAUGAACUCUCCGCUGGGUUCUGACUGAGACUCCUGGAGGCCAACUCAGGACCUAGCAGGAGUGACCUGCCAGGCACACUGGGGCCGGGAGAAGAGGCGCCGUGGCUCUCCCAGCCUGCUUGUGACACCUGGCACAGUGUGGGAUCACAGCCGCGUGGGAUUAGAGGCAGCCUGAAAGUGGCCUAGACUAAAUCACCUCUCAGCUUCAGUCUUUUCCAUGAACUUCUCCCUGGUGGACGGAAGAUGAAUUAGUGAAACAGAACAUUCCGGAGACUGGAACAAAGGGUGCCAGCAAAGGGCUUGGGCCCAAACAGGAUUUCAGAUUUAAUCUCGCUUCCCUGCAAGUUGGGUGAUGUGUUGGUAAAUUGACAGCUUUGUUGCAGAAAUUUUACAGGCAAAAGGAAGCAGGGUUGGUUUUCUUCCUGCUAGUUCUUCAUGCAAGCCUUCUGGUUUGUAGAUCAGAGUUCUGACUACCACCUUGGACCUAUCAGUAGAAAAAUGGCCUGCUAUGCAAGACGGCAGUGUUUGCAGCUGGAAGGGAGGAAAAUGUCCACUGGGAAGAUUCCUGCCCUUGCAGGAGGGUGGGGUGGGCCUCUCUGUCUUCAUGUAGGAAGUUGAGAAGGCCUUUAACUCAAAGUGGCUUAUUCACCCAAAAUGUCCUGAACACUUCAUCUCUAGCCUCUAUUUAUCAUGUAUUUGCUCCCUUUUGCCUCAGAUGUAUAUUUCUUUAAAAAUCAUUUUCCUAAUAACAAAAAUUAAUUCUGAAAAAACUUAAACACACACA